AUGGUGCUCUUGGACAACGACCAAUUCUUGACGGAGAUGACGAAACUCUACCAACGCAAUCGACUCAAAGGCUCGGUCUGGACGACCAUGAAAUCCUCGCUCUGCUUAAACAGACCGAAGAGGAACGCACCUCUUUUAUCCAAGGAAGAGGAGAAGGAAAAAAGGUGCUGCUUGGUGAGAUGUUCGGACGGGAAGAGGAAAAUCAGCACCCGAGUGUUCUCGCAGAAAGCGGAGAAGUUCGCGAGAGAGUUCACGUUGGUGCAAAAAGCGAGCAUGGACGGUUUGAAGGAAACGGAGAAGAAGAAAAAGAAGAAAACUAAUGAAGACGAGAAGAAGAAGAAGAAGAAACAUACGGACGCAAAAGGAAAUGAUGGUGAUGACGCGGAGAAGAAGAAGAAGACUAAAAAGAAGAGAAAGAAGAAGAGCGGCGGCGGCGGCGGAACGACGGCGUGA
Molecule: messenger RNA, 453 nt
Organism: Bathycoccus prasinos
Lineage: Eukaryota; Viridiplantae; Chlorophyta; Mamiellophyceae; Mamiellales; Bathycoccaceae
Product: signal recognition particle 14 kDa protein
Exons: 1
Coding region: 1-453 (150 amino acids)
Biological process (GO): SRP-dependent cotranslational protein targeting to membrane
Cellular component (GO): signal recognition particle, endoplasmic reticulum targeting
Molecular function (GO): endoplasmic reticulum signal sequence receptor activity; 7S RNA binding
Source: RefSeq, a predicted model, not a curated record